CCGAGGAAGAAGAACAAAGCAUAGAAGCAACAGAGAGAUAUGAAGGCCUCCUCCGCAACCGGUACUCUCUGCUCAUGGCUCCUUCUUCUUCUGCUCACUCAUCUCUGCCUGUGGAUGAGAGUGCAGGCGAGAGAAGUGCCGAGCUUUCGAUUCAAGGCGGUGAACUUAGGAGGCUGGCUCGUCACUGAGAGAUGGAUCAAGCCUUCACUCUUUGAUGGCAUUCCCAACAAGGAUCUGCUGGAUGGGACCCAAGUUCAGUUCAGGUCGACUGCAUGGGGGAAGUAUCUGUGUGCGGAAAAAGGCGGUGAUUCCAUCAUCGUGGCCAACAGAAGCAGCCCCUCAGGGUGGGAAACUUUCAAGCUUUGGAGAGUUACAGAGGAUCAGUUCCAGUUCCGAGUCUUCAAUAGCCAAUUCGUUGGGCUCAACGUUGGAGGGGGACCCAGCAGCUCCGUCUUAGCGGUUGCAACGGCACCGGGCGUGUCCGAGACGUUCCAAAUUAUCAGGAAGGCUGAUGAUCCGAACAGGGUUCAUAUCAAAGCCCCUAACGGGAUGUUUCUGCAGGCAAAAUCAGAAGAUGUGGUGACGGCAGACUUCAGUGGAGAGCCCGGGUGGGAAGACAGUAGCAAAGCAGUAUUUGUGAUGAAUGCCUUUGGAGGGUUUGGAGGGGAGUUCCAAGUAACAAACGGAUAUGGACCACAAGCUACCCAAGUUAUGCAUGACCAUUGGAACACAUUUAUAGUUGAAGAUGACUUCAGCUUCGUUGCAAAAAAUGGCUUGAACGCAGUGAGAAUUCCAGUUGGGUGGUGGACUGCCGUGAACCCCACACCUGCGCCUUUUGUUGACGGAUCCUUGGACAUACUGGACAAGGCGUUUUCUUGGGCAGAGAAGUAUGGUCUCAAGGUCAUAGUGGAUCUCCAUGCUCCACCUUAUUCUCAAAAUGGAUGGGAACACAGUGCGACAAGAGAUGGCACCAUUGAAUUUGGAUCAACUCAAGAAACCAUUGACAAAACCGUUGGCAUUAUAGAAUUUUUCGCCUCAAGGUAUGCGAACUCACCAAGCCUAGCAGCGGUGGAGCUUAUCAACGAGCCCAGAGCUCCUGAGGUGUCUCUUGAUGCCCUUACCCAAUAUUACAAGGCCGGGUAUGAUGCGGUCAGGAGACAUUCCUCCACAGCCUACGUCAUCAUGUCCAACAGACUGGGCUCGCCCUCGUCACCAACUGAGCUCUUCCCCCUCGCCAAUGGACGCUCUGGAACCGUCAUUGAUGUCCACUACUACAACCUCUUCUCUAGUGACUUCAACAACUUGUCGGUGCAGCAGAACAUAGAUUUCAUCUACCAAACCAGAGCUUCUCAACUGAACACCGUAACCUCAGCCAACGGCCCCCUUUCUUUUGUGGGUGAAUGGGUGGCAGAGUGGCAAGUUCAGAAUGCAGCGAAAGAAGACUACCAGAAGUUUGCAAAGGCUCAGUUGGAUGUGUACGGGCGAGCCUCCUUUGGAUGGGCUUACUGGACCCUCAAGAACGUGAACCCGCAUUGGAGCCUCCGAUGGAUGAUAGAGAACGGCUACAUCACUCUCUAGUUGUAGCACAUUUGCUUUCUUUCUCUCCUGCAUUGUAUCCAAUGGGACUGCUAUUAUGUACCCAAGUCCUUGAAUAAACAUCCAAAUUUAUGGCAGAAGCUCAAAAAGAAAAACUCUACCAUA
Nymphaea colorata (pocket water lily) is the source of this 1701-nucleotide messenger RNA. RefSeq names its product probable glucan 1,3-beta-glucosidase A. Bases 40 to 1578 code for a protein of 512 amino acids. Gene Ontology annotation, cellular component: actin cytoskeleton; cytoplasm. The transcript is spliced from 8 exons. The record is from RefSeq and is a predicted model, not a curated record. NCBI's taxonomy places the organism in Eukaryota, Viridiplantae, Streptophyta, Magnoliopsida, Nymphaeales, Nymphaeaceae. Gene Ontology annotation, biological process: establishment or maintenance of cell polarity; cell migration; actin filament bundle assembly. Gene Ontology annotation, molecular function: actin filament binding; hydrolase activity, hydrolyzing O-glycosyl compounds.